CCACCCUUCACUCUCUACUGCGUCGCUCGCUCGCUCGCACGAAAUCUGAAUCCGUGGGAUCUUUAGGAGGCGAUGGAGGUGUUCUACUACAUGGUGUUCGGGGCCCUCGGCGCCGUCGUCGCCGCCCUCGAGCUCAGCAAGAACAACAAGGACCGCAUCAACACCACCUCCGCCUUCACCUCCUUCAAGAACAACUACCUCCUCGUCUACUCCCUCAUGAUGGCCGGUGAUUGGUUGCAGGGCCCUUAUGUCUACUACCUUUACAGUCAGUAUGGCUACGGAAAAGGAGAUAUAGGACAACUCUUUAUUGCUGGUUUUGGCUCCUCCAUGUUGUUCGGGACAAUUGUCGGAUCCCUGGCAGACAAACAGGGUCGGAAGAGGGCAUGUGUGACUUAUUGUAUCACUUACAUACUGAGCUGCAUCACCAAGCAUUCUCCUCACUACAAAGUGCUGAUGCUGGGCCGUGUAUUAGGAGGUAUUGCCACUUCUCUAUUGUUCUCAGCAUUUGAGUCCUGGCUUGUUGCUGAACACAAUAAGAGGGGUUUUGAACAACAAUGGCUGUCUAUAACAUUCUCAAAGGCAAUUUUUCUUGGCAAUGGUCUUGUUGCUAUCCUAUCUGGGUUAUUUGGAAAUAUACUUGUCGAUACACUUUCUCUCGGGCCUGUGGCACCCUUCGAUGCUGCUUCAUGCUUUUUAGCUAUCGGCAUGGCAGUUAUUCUGUCUUCGUGGACUGAGAAUUAUGGAGAUCCUUCAGAGAAUAAGGACUUGCUCACUCAAUUCAAGGGGGCGGCCACAGCCAUUGCUUCUGAUGAGAAAAUCGCUUUGCUGGGCGCAAUCCAAUCACUUUUUGAAGGUUCAAUGUAUACAUUUGUAUUUCUGUGGACUCCUGCUUUGAGCCCAAAUGGUGAGGAGAUUCCCCAUGGUUUCAUUUUUGCUACCUUCAUGUUGGCUUCCAUGCUGGGUAGCUCUCUUGCCUCCCGAUUGAUGGCUCGCACAUCACCCCGAGUUGAAAGUUACAUGCAGAUUGUUUUUGUUAUAUCUGCUGCCGCUCUCCUGCUCCCCAUCUUAACCACUAUGUUUGUGACGCCUGCUAAGGUCAAAGGCGGAGGUAUGUCAUUUUCAGGUUGUCUCCAGCUUCUUGGCUUUUGCACUUUUGAGGCUUGUGUUGGCAUUUUCUGGCCAUCCAUCAUGAAGAUGAGGUCCCAGUAUAUCCCGGAGGAGGCCAGAAGCACCAUCAUGAACUUCUUCCGGAUUCCUCUUAAUAUCUUUGUCUGCGUAGUGCUGUACAAUGUUGAUGCUUUCCCCAUCACUGUGAUGUUCGGCAUGUGCUCUAUUUUCCUCUUCGUGGCUUCCCUCUUGCAGAGGCGGCUCUUGGUCAUUGCAGAUAAGCCGAAGACAGAAGACAGGGAACUGGCGAAGGAAAGGGACCCAGAAACUGAGCCAAUGAAUAUAUGAUUAUUGUUUGUGCUGACGAAUACAGGAAAGUCUCGAAAAGUUGCAAAACAGCAAGUUAUUCAACUGCGCAUGACGUCGCAGUUUGUGCUGGAUAGCAGAUGUAUUGAGCUUUUUCUUUUUUGUAUGAAGAUUAGAAGAUAUGGAGAUAAAGCAGAAACAAAAAAAAGGAGAUGAGAAGACGGGGAACGCUCGAGAUCUUUAAAUGGCUAUCGACCUCCUUCCAGUGGGCAAUCGAGUGCAAAGACUAGAUUACAAUCGAAUCUACUUUAGCUUUUCAUUUUCUUUUGGUUUUUCCCUUCUUUAAAAAGGAGACUCCAGUUAUGUAGUAGUUCCAUUUGUCAUUCUUUUGUUUCUCAGCCUAAAAGUGGUAUCUGUUGCUACGUGCAUCUAAAUGUAUCUUUUACAUAUUUUCUUUCUUUCGGACAUGAAAUCACAUUGGCUCGUCAGAGUUUUAUAUUUCACUACAUUCAUACAGA
This is a messenger RNA of Syzygium oleosum, 1931 nucleotides long. RefSeq lists its product as uncharacterized. Bases 73 to 1455 code for a protein of 460 amino acids. NCBI's taxonomy places the organism in Eukaryota, Viridiplantae, Streptophyta, Magnoliopsida, Myrtales, Myrtaceae. Gene Ontology annotation, biological process: molybdate ion transport. Gene Ontology annotation, molecular function: molybdate ion transmembrane transporter activity. Gene Ontology annotation, cellular component: membrane. The record is from RefSeq and is a predicted model, not a curated record. The transcript has 8 exons.